This is a messenger RNA of Mercenaria mercenaria, 3396 nucleotides long. Its product is annotated as TBC1 domain family member 13-like. The coding region runs from base 33 to 1211 and encodes 392 amino acids. The transcript has 15 exons. Lineage: Eukaryota; Metazoa; Mollusca; Bivalvia; Venerida; Veneridae. Gene Ontology annotation, biological process: intracellular protein transport; activation of GTPase activity. The record is from RefSeq and is a predicted model, not a curated record. Gene Ontology annotation, molecular function: GTPase activator activity.
CAUUUGACCGGAUAGUAAACAUCCGGUGAAAAAUGUCCUCCUACAAAGCACGAGUGGAGGAGUUCAGGGCGGUUCUUGAUGCGGAAGUGAUCGAUUUCAAAAAACUACGAAAAAAUGUUUUUAAUGGUUGUCCUUUUGAAGCAGGGCUGAGACCAAAAUGCUGGAAGCUAUUGUUGUAUUACCUGCCAAAGAACAGAUCAGAAUGGGACAAGGAACUGAAAAAGCAGAGGGCUACAUAUGUACAAUUUAUUGAUGAGAUGAUAAUCAAGCCGGGAACCGAGGCCUCGGAAAACGGGGGAGUUGAAGAUGUUACAUUUGAGGAUCAUCCAUUAAAUCCGAACCCAGAGAGCAAAUGGAGGGCAUACUUCAAGGAUAAUGAGAUGCUGUUACAGAUUGACAAGGACUGCAGACGACUUUGUCCAGAUUUGAACUUCUUCCAAAGAGCCACAGAGUACCCCUGUAAUAGACUGUGCGGGGAGAACAGUUUCGAGACCUUGAGAAAACGUGUAGAGCAGUGUGUUCUUCACUCGGAGUCAGUGUCACAAAAUAGACUUGGAAUAACUAACAUGGCGACAAGCAGACGGAAAGCCAGUGAUGAGUAUAUGCCGCUACCUGACGGUCAAGAGGCACACUGGGAAGUUUGUGAACGAAUAUUGUUUGUGUAUGCCAAACUGAAUCCAGGGCUUGGUUAUAUACAGGGCAUGAAUGAGAUAUUAGGGCCAAUAUAUUACACAUUUGCUUCUGAUUCAGACAAAGAUUGUAAAGAGUUUGCUGAGGCUGACAGUUUCUUCUGUUUUACAAACUUAAUGUCAGAGAUUCGAGACAACUUUAUCAAAACACUUGAUGAUUCACAGUGUGGAAUAGGUAACUUGAUGAAUCAGCUGAUGACCACACUGAAAGAGACAGACUCAACUUUGUGGUAUAAACUGAAAGAGCAGGACCUAAAGCCACAAUUUUAUGCCUUUAGAUGGCUCACACUUUUACUGUCUCAGGAAUUUCCAUUGCCAGAUGUGUUACGUAUCUGGGACUCGUUGUUUGCGGAUGAUAAACGUUUUAAUUUCCUGAUCAAAGUAGGAUGUGCAAUGUUGCUGUUGUUGAAACAAGAUUUACUCAUGGGUGACUUUCCACAUAAUAUGAAACUUGUUCAGAAUUUUCCAUAUACAACAAUUGAUGUUCAGGUUGUGAUAAAGAAAGCUGUGGAAAUCAGAUGAUGAAAAACUCAUUCAGGACUGUGAUAAAUAAAACAGAGUGCUGCCACGUUGCCAUGUGAUUGCUCAAUGCAUGAAUAGAACAAGAACUGUCAGUGAGAUUAUAGAUUUCAUCACAAACUAGAACAUGUUGUGAUCUCAUGCUCGCCCAGUCAGCCAUUGUAUAUACAUCUAUAUUUGUGUUAUGUAGAGCAUACCCCACCCACCUAUUAAUUCAUGUAUAACUUACAAAGAUAUUUGUCAGGAAACAUAAUAAUUCAAAUCGAGGGUUGAGCAGAAAACUGUUGCAGCUUGCUGAAUUUAAAGGAGAGUUAAUAUAGUUUUCCAUUAAACUCUCAUUCUUCCAUUUAACUCUCAUAUAAUAUGCUUGUUUUCAGCAAGCCCUUAUUAAAUCAGGAGGCUCGCUUUUGAAAUGUUGGAAAGCAACUUGUGUUACAAAGACCAGUCUAAAGAUUCUAGCAUUUAAUGAUUUUCAUUCAACUCCAUCUUUAAAUUGACCUAUGGCAGGGUAGAAGUCUUAGACUGGUCUACAAACUCAAGAUUUUUAUCUCAAACCUAUAGUUCAAGUAACAUGUUAGUCUUACUAACCUAUAGUUCAAGUAACAUGAUAGUCUUACAAACCUAUAGUUGAAACAACAUUAUAGUCUUACAAACUAUAUAGUUGAAGUAAAAUGAUAGGCUUACAAACUUGGUUGAAGUAACGUGAUAGUCUUACAAACCUAUAGUUGAAGUAACAUGUUAGUCUUACAAACCUAUAGUUCAAGUAACAUGAUAGUCUUACAAACCUAUGGUUGAAACAACAUGAUAGUCUUACAAACCUAUGAUAAAACAACAUUAUAGUCUUACAAACUUGGUUGAAGUCUUACAAACCUGUAGUUGAAGUAACAUGUUAGUCUUACAAACCUAUAGUUCAAGUAACAUGAUAGUCUUACAAACCUAUGGUUGAAACAACAUGAUAGUCUUACAAACCUAUGGUUGAAACAACAUUAUAGUCUUACAAACUUGGUUGAAGUCUUACAAACCUGUAGUUGAAGUAACAUGUUACUCUUACAAACCUAUAGUUGAAGUAACAUGUUAGUCUUACAAGUAACAUGAUAGUCUUGACACGUCAUGGUAUAUAAUUGUUUUGUAGUAUUUAAAACUGAAAAGAUUCUGUUUCAUUUACUGAUGCCUUUAAAUGAAAGUCAGGUUUUCUUUUGCAUUUCUUAAUGAAGUUGGUAUGAAUGGGAGACUUUGGUCAGUUAUCUCCCUUUCAUACUCUCUAGAGUAAGUAGGUCCUUUCAUUUGGAUUACUCUGUCGUUAUCGCUUUGUUAUUUGUCACAAUAUGAUGUAAAUGAAGCUAAGAUAUUGAUCAUCAUGUCUAUUGCUUUAAUUAUGCCUUUAGCUACAUAUUCUACAAACACUCUAGUGUCUAAUUUUGACAUUUCAGACAUUUAAUUUAACAACCAUGCAAGAUAUCUCACAUCUAAGAACUGAUAUCUUUAACACAGACAAAACAGUGAUAAAGUCAGAGGAUUCCAAAUGACGGGACUAACUUACAGUUUUAUUAUCUUGGACAUAAUCCAAUAAGGGAGGCAAUUUGAAGCUCACUAAAGUCCCUCAUUGAAUAAAUAAUUGUGCAUAAUUUUUUAUCAAGUUAUAUGCAGGAGCUCUGCAGAACUGCAGAACUAGGAUCUCAGUAUUUCUGUUGCCAUAUUCUGAUAUUUCUGGAUACAAAAAAAAAUAUGAUAAACCUAUUUAUACUGUAUGAAUGAUAUUCAAUGGAAUGACACCAUUGAUAUGAAAUUUUACAUGUUGAGAUGUGACAUCCCUGGUCCCUUUGAUAAGAAAUAGAGAAUGAAAUAUGCAAUGCAAUCAUUAGAAAUUACUGUAUACACGUAUAGGGAAACUGAUAUCAUUCCAUUACUUUAUGUUCCAUGUUUAAAGUUACUAUAACUGAUUAUUUUAUUUAUUUUUCACUUCUGUGACAUGUACCUCAUACUAAACUGUACCUCGCUCUGUUAAAUUCAUUUUCUUAUUUUUUUAAGUUUGUUAAAUCUCCCUGAUUUUAUAAAACGUGAUUUUAUGCCAGGAUGUAAAAAAUUUCUUAGACCGACGUUACUUGCAUUGGUUAUUCUCAAUGUUAGCAGUGAAGUCUGGACUUUCCUAACUAUGGUGCCUCUUAAUAGUGCAAUAAGUUGUCUGUGU